Molecule: messenger RNA, 1446 nt
Organism: Penicillium waksmanii
Lineage: Eukaryota; Fungi; Ascomycota; Eurotiomycetes; Eurotiales; Aspergillaceae
Product: MDR family MFS transporter
Exons: 5
Biological process (GO): transmembrane transport
Molecular function (GO): transmembrane transporter activity
Source: RefSeq, a predicted model, not a curated record
AUGGGCGUACGGAACGAAAUGAUGGGUCCUGUUUCGGAGGGUGCGCCCCCUGGUGGGGUGACCGCGGAUGGAACUGACACUCAGGAGAGUGAAGAGCCCACAACCGAAUACAUGCAAGGGUGGGCUCUCGUUUCCCUGACCCCGGCCUUCAUGUCCAUUUGCUUCGUGUUGGCUAUUGACAAUACAAUUUUGGCGACGGCGAUACCCAGUAUCACCAGCGACUUCCAUAGCCUCAACGACAUAGGCUGGUAUGGCUCUUCCUACUUGAUCGCCCAAAUGUCACUGAUGCCGACAUGUGGUCGCCUCUACUCAUUCUACAACAUCAAAUGGAUUUACUGCGGCUCGCUGGCCGUCUUUGAACUCAGCUCUGUCGUCUCUGCAGUCGCCCCAAAUUCUAUUGUGCUUAUUAUAGGUCGUGCAAUCUCUGGUCUACGUGCUGCUGGCUUGGUGAGUGGGACGACAACUAUUCUGUCGUAUUGCGUGUCUUUGCAAAAACAGGCGAUGCUGUCGCCCAUUGUCCUGGGCAUGUACAACAUUGGAUCGGCCAUUGGCCCACUCGUGGGUGGUUCUAUAACAGAUAACAAAACGUUGACUUGGCGAUUUGUUUUCUGGAUCAAUCUUCCCUUCGGAGCUAUUGGGCUAGCCCUGGUCUGGUUCACUUUGAGAAAGCCACCACCCGCCGUGAAGGUGGACAUGCCCUGGAUACAGAAGCUACGCCAGCUCGACCUCCCAGGAGCUAUUCUACUACUAGGUGUUCGGAUGCCUGAUUGGCUUCGGUCUUCUUUUGGUUGUGUUUUUGGUCUUACAAUUCCGAGGCAAAGAAAGUCUGUCAGAAACACCAAUGCCGAAGUCUCGAGAAUAAAUUUACUGCCAUUGAUUGUGUCCAACAGCAUCAGCAUGCUCUGCGCGGGAGUUAUAGUAUCCAAAUUUGGGCAUUAUUUACCGUUAAUGUGGAUCGGACCUCUUAUCUUAGCUACUGGAGGGGGUCUAUACGAACUCGUUCGGGUUGACAGUGCGCGUGGACAAUGGAUAGGGCUCCAAAUAUUAUCCGGGAUUGGAUAUGGCUGCUGUAAUCAACUGCCAAUUCUCGCUGUGCAGGUCGUCCUCGAGAAGCGAGACAUACCAACUGGUCUUGUCAUGAUCAUGUUUUUCCAGAUGCUCGGAGGCGCACUCGGUCCUAGUAUUGGACAGAAUCUUUUCACUGAUGGGCUUCUGCGAAAUCUCAGCGAGAUUCAAGGUAUAGAUGGUGCAGCGAUCGUAGCGGUCGGCGCGAGUGGUUUCAGGGAGGUGACUCCUCCGGAGUCGAUGAAUGUCGUCGUGGGCGCAUUUAACUCCGCUUUGAAGGAUGUGUUCUGGGUUGCGCUCGCUACGCCGUCCCUUGCUUGGAUGGCAAGCUGGGCAAUGGAGCGGCUCAAAUUGCCAAGCACCAAGAAGCUUGUCACCGAU